This is a messenger RNA of Suncus etruscus (white-toothed pygmy shrew), 2247 nucleotides long. RefSeq names its product large 60S subunit nuclear export GTPase 1 (gene LSG1). NCBI's taxonomy places the organism in Eukaryota, Metazoa, Chordata, Mammalia, Eulipotyphla, Soricidae. The record is from RefSeq and is a predicted model, not a curated record. Gene Ontology annotation, biological process: ribosomal subunit export from nucleus. Gene Ontology annotation, cellular component: cytosol. The coding region runs from base 47 to 1996 and encodes 649 amino acids. The transcript is spliced from 14 exons. Gene Ontology annotation, molecular function: GTP binding; GTPase activity.
CGCAUGUGCGGCGGAAAGUCGCGGUGGCGCCGCCGAGACCUCGAAGAUGGGGCGGAGGAGAGCGCCGGACGCCGCGUCCCUCGGCAAGGCCCUGAUCCGCCAUCAGACGCAGCGGAGCCGAGGCCAUCGUCACACCGACUCCUGGUUGCACACAAGUGAGCUCAAUGAUGGCUACGACUGGGGCCGGCUUAAUCUCCAGUCUAUCACUGAACAGAGCUCCCUGGAUGACUUCCUUGCAACAGCAGAGCUUGCAGGAACAGAGUUUGUAGCUGAGAAACUUAAUAUUAAGUUUGUGGAUCCUGGAACUAGGACUGGACUACCAUCUUUUGAGGAGAGUAAGAGAAUUAAACAGCUCCAUGAAGAAAACAAACAGUUUGUGUGUAUACCAAGGAGACCAAAGUGGGACAAAAAUACUAGCCCAGAAGAACUCAACCAGGCAGAGAAAGAUAACUUUCUAGAAUGGAGACGGCAGCUUGUCCGGCUAGAAGAGGAAAAAAAGCUGUUACUAACGCCAUUUGAAAGAAAUUUGGAUUUUUGGCGCCAGCUCUGGAGGGUGAUUGAGAGAAGUGAUAUUGUGGUCCAGAUAGUAGAUGCUCGGAACCCACUCCUGUUUCGAUGUGAAGAUUUGGAAUGUUAUGUAAAAGAAAUAGAUGAGAAUAAGGAAAAUGUCAUCCUGAUUAAUAAGUCGGACUUGUUGACUGCUGAGCAGCGAAGUGCCUGGGCAACACAUUUUGAAAAAGAAGGUGUGAAAGUCAUUUUCUGGUCAGCUUUGGCUGGUGACCCUGAGGAGCAAGUAACCAAGGCUGCUAGAGAAUCAACUGAGUUUGAAAACUCCAGUGGUAGUGAGAAUGGAAUUUCACCUGGUGAGUCUAGUUUCCAGCGCCAAGGGUCUCUCUCACUGGAUGGAGUUGUUGCUAGUGAUGAAGAUGAUAGUGAGUAUGAGGACUGUCAGGAGGACGAGGAGGAAGAUUGGCAGACAUGUUUGGAAGAGGACAGUUCUGAUGAAGAAAACUGUGAACAGGACUUGAAGGAAGUCUCUCUUAUGGAUUCUGGGGCUCAAGGCAGGGAAACUCCACCGAAGAGGCAAAUACACAAUUUCAGCCAUCUGGUAUCAAAGCAGGAAUUAUUGACGAUCCUUAAGGAGCUUCAUACUGGGAAAAAGGCGAAAGAUGGGCAACUUACUGUUGGACUGGUGGGCUACCCAAAUGUUGGUAAGAGCUCAACAAUCAACACCAUCAUGGGCAAUAAGAAAGUGUCUGUUUCUGCUACACCUGGUCACACCAAGCAUUUUCAGACACUCUAUGUGGAACCUGGUCUCUGUUUAUGUGACUGUCCAGGCCUGGUGAUGCCAUCCUUUGUCUCUACCAAGGCAGAAAUGACAUGUAACGGAAUCCUUCCUAUUGACCAAAUGAGAGAUCAUGUCCCACCCAUAUCACUGAUAUCCUUUAAUAUUCCAAGACAUGUUUUAGAAGCUACUUAUGGCAUUAAUAUCAUCAUGCCUAGAGAGGAUGAAGAUCCCACUCGACCUCCAACAUCAGAAGAAUUGUUAACAGCUUAUGGGCAUAUGCGUGGCUUCAUGACAGCACAUGGGCAACCAGACCAGCCUCGAUCUGCACGCUACAUCCUAAAGGAUUAUGUCACUGGUAAACUGCUGUAUUGUCAUCCACCUCCUGGAAGUGAGCCCAUGACCUUUCAGCAUCAACACCAGCGAUUGCUUGAGAUGAAGCUGAAGAGUGAUGAAAUAAAAGUGCAGUCUGGAGGAUGUAAGAAAGGAAAACAGAUUGAAAAUGUUGUUGACAAAACAUUUUUUCAUCAAGAAAAUGUCAGAGCUUUAACCAAAGGAGUCCAGGCUGUGAUGGGCUAUAAACCUGGCAGUGGCCCAGUGACACCAGAAACUCUGAACUCUGAGAGCAAGACUGGGAAGCCCUGGAAAAAACAUGGCAACAGAAAUAAAAAAGAGAAGAGUCGCAGACUCUACAAGCACUUGGAUACCUGAACUUGAGCCUAGGCAGAAAAAGCAUCUGCCUCGUGCAUCUGGAGCAGAGACACAACUGCUCAUUGGCUAUGGUGCUGUAGAAUGGAACUGUCCAGGUGUUCAGCCAUGCCUAGGAGUCAGGCUAGAGACUGAAGGCUCUGUUCAGGCCAGCUCCAACCAGCACAGGCUUCUUGGGGGGAUGCCAGAAAUCUAAUGGAAAAGACUUGAGUUUAAGAUGAGGGGGUGAAUGAUUAGUAUUUACACAAAUGCAA